Saccostrea cuccullata (small rock oyster) is the source of this 943-nucleotide messenger RNA. RefSeq names its product adrenodoxin-like. Gene Ontology annotation, molecular function: 2 iron, 2 sulfur cluster binding. Lineage: Eukaryota; Metazoa; Mollusca; Bivalvia; Ostreida; Ostreidae. The record is from RefSeq and is a predicted model, not a curated record. Gene Ontology annotation, biological process: P450-containing electron transport chain. The transcript has 4 exons. The coding region runs from base 4 to 510 and encodes 168 amino acids.
AACAUGGCAGCUAGAAAUGUCACACGCUUCGUUUUACCUCGAUUUGCGUCUUUCUUUCAGCGAUUUAAUGCCACAACUGUCCCACUGAUAUUGCGACGGAGAGCUCUAUAUAAAUCUGAACACUUUGGAAUGUUUUCUACCUCUCCCAAACCAUUUGCAAACGAAACUGUCACAGUCCACUUUAUUAUGCCUGAUGGCAGCAAGGUGUCGGCAAAUUCCAAAGUGGGCGAGAAUCUUCUGGACAUCAUUGUAGACAAUGAUAUAGAUAUCGAUGGAUUCGGUGCUUGUGAAGGAACCCUAGCCUGCUCCACGUGUCAUCUCAUCUUCUCCAAAGAGGAUUACGAUCGAAUCCCAGACAAACCCACAGAUGAAGAAUUAGACAUGCUGGACCUGGCAUACGGCCUUACUGAUACAUCUAGAUUAGGUUGUCAAGUGAUUGUGACAAAAGAUAUGGAUGGAUUGGAGGUCAAGGUUCCAGCUGGUGUGGCGGACGCCAGAGAUCCUUCAUGACCUUAGCUGACCUGUAGGACAUUAAAAAAAAUCAUAGAAAAGACAAUACAAGUAUUUAAACCAGAUUCAACUUAACGUCACUUUGUAUAAUCUUAAUACAGACUUGUAUGUAAAAUUCACUCUCAUUGUUGAAUUUGUUCAUCAAUCCUUAGAUGACCAAAUAUAUUAAUUUUGAUGCUCAAAUUUUUAGUACACAUUUAGUACACAUUUGAAAGUGAAUGAAUCAUGCACAAUGAAUGUAUUUUAAAAUAAAAAAACGGUGCCAUGGGCUCAAGGCUACCUGACAUUUUUCUCAUGUUAAAAAUUUGAAUAUUGUUAUUAAUCUAUAUUAAUGCCAUGUGUGAUAUUUUAUGUUAUAUUAAAUGUGACUAAAUACAUGUAAAUAAUUUGUAUGAUUAAAAAUCUAUUGUAAUACAAAUGUAAACCAUAUAAA